This is a messenger RNA of Girardinichthys multiradiatus, 3969 nucleotides long. RefSeq names its product nucleolar protein 6 (RNA-associated) (gene nol6). Gene Ontology annotation, biological process: tRNA export from nucleus; rRNA processing. The record is from RefSeq and is a predicted model, not a curated record. The transcript has 27 exons. The coding region runs from base 129 to 3572 and encodes 1147 amino acids. Lineage: Eukaryota; Metazoa; Chordata; Actinopteri; Cyprinodontiformes; Goodeidae. Gene Ontology annotation, cellular component: CURI complex; UTP-C complex; small-subunit processome.
GUUGUACCAUAGAACGGUGCUCGCGCAACCUAUCUCGUUAAGGUAGGCGUGAACGUUGUUAGGAAUAAGCCAAUUGCCAUUAACCACCACCGCUCAACACCAAUCAGAGAACAAAAACUGUUUAGAACAUGAAAAUGAAGCAGAUCAUAACAGAAGAACCAGCAGAGAUGCAUCCAUCCGAUUUCUCCCAUGAUGACGAUGAUGAAGAGGAGCAACUUGAUGCUCCUGUUAAACCCAAAAGAAUCAAAGUCAGUGAAGAGGAGGAGGUGGUCUACCACCCAGUGAAACUGUCCCGGAAUGAUUUAUAUAGACCUCCAACAGCUGAGGAGCUAAAUCACCUGAAAGAAGCUGAAAGUCUGUUCCACUGCAGCCUUCUUAAGAUGCAGAUGGAGGAGCUGCUGAAGGAGGUUGCCCUGAGUGAACGGAAGAAACAGCAAAUCGAUUCCUUCGUGAAAACAGUCACCAAGCUGCUCGAGACUGUGCCGGCAUCACCAGAGGUUGAGGUGAGUGAUCUGUCGUGGCUGUCUGGUGCAGUUAAGAUUCCUUUUCUCCUGGUGCCCAAAACAACAAAGGGCAGGUUCCACAUGGCACCUCCAGCUUCCAUUGAUCUGAUCGGGAGCUACCCGCUUGGCACCUGCAUUAAACCGCACGUGAAGGUGGAUCUCCUUGCCACAAUCCCAGCUGAUAUCCUGCACCCAAAAGAUGUUUUAAACCAGAGGUAUCCAAGGAAAAGGGCCCUCUAUCUUGCAGGACUUGCCCAGCACCUGAAGUCCUCCCCUGACAUCGGGACGAUGCGUUAUUCCUGCCUCCAUGGGAACAGACUCCAACCAGUCCUGCUGCUGACUCCCCCUGGCAAAAACUCUUCCAGUUUCACUGUGUGCGUUCAUGUCUGCCCACCUCCUGGGUUCUUUAAGCCCAGUCGUUUUCACCCCCAGAGGAAUAACAUCAGGACAGAGUGGUAUACUGGAUUGCAGGCUUCCCACACUGAGAGCAGUGAACCUCCAACUCCACACUACAACAGCUCUGUUGUGGGAGAUUUAUUGCCCAGGGCUCACCUCCAGUUCCUUUCCGCCAUCCGCUCCCAGUGCUCAGCUUUCUCUGAUGGAAUAACUUUGCUCAAAGUGUGGCUUCAUCAAAGAGAGCUAGAUCAGGGCACUGGUUGUUUUAAUGGAUUCCUGGCCUCCAUGCUCUUGGCUUACCUGCUGAUGACCCACCGAAUCAGUAACACCAUGACAGCCUAUCAGCUGCUUCGAAACAGCUUGAAUUUCCUAGCAUCUACAGACCUGACUGUGAGUGGGAUAAGCCUAGCCAAAGAUCCUGAUUCCACAGCUCCAUCUCUUGUAGAGUUCCACAAUGCUUUCCAGGUUGUGUUUGUUGACCCUUCAGGACAUCUUAACAUGUGUGCUGACAUGACUGCUUGUACCUACAAACAGUUGCAGCACGAGGCAUUUGUUUCAAUGCAGUUCUGGGACGACCCAACAGUAGACGGCUUCCACUGCCUCCUAAUGACUCCCAAACCAAUGAUCAGGACAAGCGACCAUGUCUUCCAGUUAUGUGACUUGGUGAAGCUCCAGGCUAGCUGUAAGAAACAGAACCUGUUCAGCGAGUUAAUGGACCACAGCGGAAAUUAUUUCCUUACUGCGCUCCCAUUUAUCCUUUCGCUGCUCCAGCAAGGGCUCGGCCAAAGGAUUCGCCUCCUCACCCACUCCCUGUCUCCUGAUCCUGAGUGGUCUGUGGAGAGCGAAGCCCCGAAGUACAAGGCUCAGCCUCCCCUUUCUUUUGGUCUGCUCCUAAAUCCAGAGCUAGUGGCUUCUGUCCUGGAAAAAGGUCCACCUGCAGACAGCCCCAAGGCGGCUGAGUUUUGUCAGCUGUGGGGCUCUCGCUCCGAGCUGCGUCGCUUCCAGGAUGGUGCCAUCACCGAGGCGGUGCUGUGGGAUGGAAAGAGCGCGUACCAAAAGCGGCUGGUCCCCAAACAGAUCAUCACACACUUGCUGCAGCUACACGCAGAUAUCCCAGAGUCCUCUGUGCGAUUUGUCGGGACCAUGGUAGAUGAGGUGAUCAUCAGCGGAAAUGAGGUGCCCACUACUGGCGAGGAGGAGAGUUUAGUUGUAGUGCAGUCUUACGAUGAUCUGAGCAGGAAAUUGUGGAAACUGGAAGAUCUGCCACUUUCCAUUACUGCAGUGCAAGGUGCCCACCCUGCCCUUAGAUACACACAGGUCUUUCCUCCAGAGCCAGUGAAGCUUGAUUAUUCCUUCUUUGACAGAGGGAAGGCUUGUAGGUCUUUGUUACCAAAAGAAGGCAAGCCCUGUCCACAUUAUAUCACUCCUAUAACAGUCAUUUGUCACAUGGAAGGGAGUGGCAAGUGGCCUCAUGACCGAAUUGCAAUUCGCCAUAUCCGAGCUGCCUUUCACAUCAGCCUGGCAGAGUUGCUCAAAAAGCACCACAACUAUACCUGCAGGCCCUGCCCCACUCACUUAGAUGUGUGGAAGGAUGGUUUGGUGUUUCGGAUCCAGGUGGCGUACCACCGUGAGCCCCAGGUGCUGAGGGAGAGCGUGAAUGCUGAGGGCCUCCUGGUUGUGAGGGACAAUGAGGAGGCUCAGGCUCUGGAGAUGGCCACUAUUCACAAGCCUCUCCUUACAAGCACAUUGCAUGGUCUCCAGCAGCAGCACUCAUGUUUUGGAGCUGUGUGUCGGCUGGUUAAGCGCUGGCUCGCGGCUCAGCUCUUCAGCGAAGACAUCACAGAAGACACAUCGGAUCUGCUAGUGGCAUCGCUUUUCCUGCAUCCUGCUCCCUUUAGUCCUCCAAGCUCUCCCCAGGUGGGUUUCCUCCGGUUCCUUCGUUUGCUCUCUGCCUUUGAUUGGAAGAACAACCCGCUGGUUGUCAACCUCAACAACCAGCUCACAGUCGCAGAGUACACAGAGAUUAAGAAUGACUUCAUGGCCUCCAGAGAGUCUCUGCCCGUCAUGUUUAUAGCAACGCCUAAAGACAAAAAGCUGUCUUUGUGGACCAGACGAGCACCCAGCGUGCAGAUGCUUCAGCGUGCGAUGAUGGUGGCUGCUGAAAGCCUUAAAGUACUGGAACAUCAGCUGAUGGACGGCAGCCAGAUACAGGAUAUGAGGGUCAUUAUGCGUCCUCCACUCGAUGCCUAUGAUGUUUUGAUUCACCUGAACCCGAAGCAGGUUCCUCUGCUCAGACAUGCUGUGGACCCUUCAGCUGUCUCUUUUAGCAGGGGAGUGAUGGCUGAAAGUGCAGCCCAGCCCGGAGGUGCUAUGCCUGUCAUCGACUACAACCCUGUCUCUCUCUACCUGAAAGAGCUUAGAGAUGCAUUUGGAGACCUGGCCCUCUUCUUCUGUGAUCCAUAUGGUGGAACAGUGAUCUCAGUCUUAUGGAAACCUAAAGCUUUUGUCCCUGCACCUUUUAAAACAUCACAGAUGGCUGCUCAAAGCGUGGAGGUGACAGGGGAGGAGGUAAAAACCAUUCCCAAUGUGGAAGCAAUCCUGGAAGAUUUCCGUGUAAUGGGAAAGGGCUUGGUGAAAUCGGUGGAAGCAAGAACCGAGAAGUGGAUGCUUUAGACUGAUAGACCAAUUUAUUUAUUUUUGUUCUUUUGCAGGUCUUUUCUUAACAUGACAUUUCUCUAGAGAGGCUAAAUUGGCGAUAAGAUUUAAAGCCAGAAACACAUAAAUGAAUGUUGACUAUGUCCUUAACAGCUGAUUGUAGUAGUAACUGCAUUGCUUAAAAAGACAACAUACAUGUUUGUUCUUGUAAGGCUGUUUCAUGUUUUAGUAAAUUUAUAUCGACUUUUUGGCUUUAAAUGAGAUUCUUGUCAUUAUAUAAAAUUCUUAAUAUUUUUUAAUUCCAUAUGACACAUUAUAAAUCCAUAUUGUCCACAUUUAUAAUUCCUGGCACACAGUAGGGAAAAUUGAUAAUGAACAUGUCGACAUUUUUCUCAAUAAAUUCAUUUCUAAUUAA